This is a messenger RNA of Syzygium oleosum, 1899 nucleotides long. RefSeq lists its product as uncharacterized. The coding region runs from base 71 to 1570 and encodes 499 amino acids. The transcript has 5 exons. Lineage: Eukaryota; Viridiplantae; Streptophyta; Magnoliopsida; Myrtales; Myrtaceae. The record is from RefSeq and is a predicted model, not a curated record.
UUUCUUUCUCCUUCUCCAGUUCGACAGUCGCUGCAGGUACCGCAGCUUCUUCUUCCUCCCAUUUUCCGUCAUGGAGAUCGACCCCGACAUCUCUCGGUGGAUGCUCGAGUUCCUCCUCCGCCAGCCCCUCCUCGACGACCGCUCCGUCAAGCUCGCCCUCUCCGCCCUCCCCCUCCGGGACUCCGACCUCCGUCUCAAGAAAUCCGUCCUCCUCCGCUCCAUCCAGUCCGAAAUCGAUGCCGCUUCCGUCUCCGAGAAGACCCUCGACGCCCUCGAAGUCAUCGAGGAGCUCGACAGGAUGGACGGCGCCGGCCAACCCGUCUCCGAGGCCAUGCCGGAGGCGUACCGCUCCGUCGCCGUGGAUUGCACCGUCAGGUUCCUGCACGGGCGGGUGGACGAGCGGGGCGAGUAUUUCCGCGCCGUGGAGAGGAUCUGGCGGGGUAGGGUUCGGAAGAUGGAUGAGUCGGCGGCCAAGAGCGGGCUCCUCUCGCCGGAGUUGCUCCGGUGGAGGCUCCGCGUCGAGGCGGCAAUGCAAGAUGGGGCCGAGCGCAAGGAUCUGCUGGCGAUGAACACGAGAGGUGAUGCUUUUAGGUCGAUUAGGGCUUAUUUGGGCGAGGCGUGGGAGAGGACGGGACCUUCUUUCCUUGAAGUGGCGGCGGGGCGGAUGGCCGAGGCUAAUCCGUGCAGAGAACUGUUUGAAGCGGAAGCUCGUGCAGGUGAACGCAAUGAUUUGCCCGGCAUCAGAGCGAGUGCAGAUCUGAUUAGCGAAAGUCCACCUGCAAGGAUAGAAGAUGAUGGGAAAAUGCCUGAAACAUCAAAGCUGGAUGAGGGAUUGAUCACAACUAAGCAGCUUGCCCGCCAUAGGCGAUCCAAAGGGGGAGUUAAGAUCAUUGCCAAUAAUGAGGAAACCGGAAGAGAUGCAUCGCGGAGCGAAUAUGAUACGCUCCCUACACCUGAUUUUAAUAGAGUUCAAGAAGCGCUAAAGUCUAGUUCUCUGGAGCUGCGAGCAGUGGUCACGGACCCACUUCCUGAUGCGAUACGAUUGGCCGACUCCCUUGUGCAUAACGCUGCCGGAUCAUCUACGAAUUUUGAAUGUGCAGAAGCACAGAUUAGGGAAGAUGUUAAUGCAUCCGAUGCCUCCGCCGACCAGAAUGUUGGGCCUGUUCCAGGUGGCGAAGUAAAUCGUGUUAACCAGUCAACCAGCCAUCAGAAUAACCAGUGUAGACCUAGUUUGUUUGAAAGGAAUAGCUCUGCUCAUACCUAUGAGUGGCACGAUUCGAUAGAUGGCUCACCCGAAGAACCUUCCGGUAACUCAGACAGGCUUCAGUUACCCAGCCCAAAAAGAAGUGCUGUUUCUCCAUUGAAGAAGCCAUUGACUCGGAGUUUGAAAGUUUCUGGACGGAGAAAAGUAAAGAGAUGGAGUUUGGAGGAAGAAGAAACUUUGAGGAACGGUGUCCAGAGGUUUGGCAAAGGAAAUUGGAAGCUCAUCCUACACUGCUACCGCCACAUCUUCGAGGAGAGAACCGAGGUGGACCUGAAGGACAAAUGGAGGAACAUGACCCGCUACUGAAGUGCAAAUAAUUGGUGUUUCUCCCAGUGUGGGAGAGGGCUUGCGUGCCGGUGCAGAAGUUUGUGUCUAACUUAGUCGUUUUAACACAUUCAUAGUAGUGUCUAUGUCCAUUUCGAUUGUUGAGAACCUUCCUGUUAAGCUAGUUUGUGCGCAGCGAAGCACGUCAAGUGGGCAUUAGUAGAAUAGAACGUACGCAGGUGUAGUUACUCUCGAGGGCCUUGAAGAGAUUGGAAUAGUGAGAAACUUUAAUGAGAGAAAGUUGGUUUUCUUUUAUGUUAGUGUAAAUUUACAUCACUCCGGCGUAUCGAAGGGAAUUGGCAUUCCUGUUC